AUGGUGGGGUGUGUUUACAAGGUUAUCUCGAAGGUCUUAGUGAGGAGGAUGCGAUCACUGAUGCCAGCAUUAGUAAGGGAGACUCAGAGUGCAUUUGUAAAGGGAAGGAAAAUUCAUGACGGAGCACUUAUUGCAUGUGAAACGAUGGGGUUCGGACAGGUUUGGAGAGCAUGGGUUAUGGAGUGUGUGACCACGGCUUCUAUGUCAGUUUUGAUAAAUGGCUCGCCAUCUAAGCCAUUCAAAAUAGUUGUGGAUGUACUGCAUCGUAUGAUUGGAGAGGCAGUUAGGAAUAGACGCAUAUCACCUUUGUUGGUUGGUAGAGACAACAUAGAGUUGUCACACCUUCAGUUCGCCGAUGAUACCAUCCUUUUCUGCCCACCAAAGGAGGAGACUAUUAAGAAUUACAAACGGUUGCUGAGGUGCUUUGACUUGAUGUCAGGGCUUAGUAUCAAUUUUGAAAAGUCCAGCUUGAUUCCAGUGAAUUGUGAGGAGCAGUGGGCCCAGCGUAUGUGUAAUGUGUUGGGAUGCAAGAAGGACACUCUUCCAGUUAAAUACCUCGGAAUCUCCUUAGGAGCAAAUCCGAGAUUGGUGAAGACCUGGAAGCCUAUCAUAGACAAAGUGGAGGAGAAGCUCAGUCUGUGA
Molecule: messenger RNA, 642 nt
Organism: Arachis stenosperma
Lineage: Eukaryota; Viridiplantae; Streptophyta; Magnoliopsida; Fabales; Fabaceae
Exons: 2
Coding region: 1-642 (213 amino acids)
Source: RefSeq, a predicted model, not a curated record